Molecule: messenger RNA, 1634 nt
Organism: Gracilinanus agilis (Agile Gracile Mouse Opossum)
Lineage: Eukaryota; Metazoa; Chordata; Mammalia; Didelphimorphia; Didelphidae
Gene: ZP1
Product: zona pellucida glycoprotein 1
Exons: 11
Coding region: 1-1620 (539 amino acids)
Biological process (GO): prevention of polyspermy; binding of sperm to zona pellucida
Cellular component (GO): egg coat
Molecular function (GO): structural constituent of egg coat; acrosin binding
Source: RefSeq, a predicted model, not a curated record
AUGUCACUACAGGCUCAGCGAUGGCAGAGGCUGGCAGUGCCAGCCACCUCCAUCCGAGAGGCCAACAGGAAGCAAGAUAAGAGCAACAAUAGCCAAAGGAAAGGGGUUCUCUGGGCCGAGGCCCAGAUAUGGACGCUGCUGCCCGUUCGCUUCCCCCGGGGCCGCCCCACCCGGAUCCACCCCACUGGGGCUUCUCCGGCCUCCCGCCCAAGCCCAGCGGGCUCUCGGGUCUCCCCGUCUCCCUCAGGUGCAGAGCGGAAGCCAAUGGGGUUCUGGAAGGGGCUUCCACCCCGGGUCCUGUCUCCCCCCCCAGGCAGAUGCCGGGUCGCUGCCGGCCGCAUCCCCUGCGCAGAAGGCAGGACCGCGGAAGCCUGUCUUGAAGCCGGCUGCUGCUAUGACACCUCGGAGGUGGAGGUUCCGUGUUUCUAUGGCGACACAGCCACCGUCCAGUGUUCCCAAGAGGGCCUCUUCGUCCUGGUGGUCUCCCAGAACACCACCGCCGAGAGGCAGGUCAGCCUGGAGAGCCUCCGGCUCGGCUACGCCUCGGGCGGCUGCGCCCCGAGCCAGAGGACGGAAGACUUCGUGGUGUUCCGCUUUUUGGUCACCCAGUGUGAGACCACCAUCCAGGUGGCCCACGGCCAGCUCGUCUACGAGAAUCAGUUGGUGUCGGCGAUCGACGUCCAGUCGGGGCCAGAGGGUGCCAUCACUCGGGACAGCAGCUUCCUCCUCCACGCUCGCUGCAUCUUCAACGCCAGCGACUUCCUGCCCCUCCAGACGGAAGUUUUCCGCUUGCCACCACCGGCUCCCGUGGUCCAGUCUGGCCCCUUGCACCUUGAGCUCCGAAUCGCCAAAGAUCAGAAGUACAGCUCCUACUACGACGCGAAGGACUUCCCCAUUUUCAAGACGCUGCGGGAGCCCACGCACGUUGAAGUGAGACUUCUCAGGAGGACGGACCCCAAUCUGGUGCUGGUCCUGCAUCACUGCUGGGCGACGCCCAGCACCAAUCCCUUCAGGGAGCCUCAGUGGCCUCUCCUGUUUGAUGGAUGCCCAUUUGCCGGGGACGGCUACAAGACCAAGCUGGUGCCCGAAAGGAAUACGUCGGAGCCCCUUUUCCCGACUCAUUAUCGACGUUUCACCGUGGCCACUUUUACCUUUGUCGACUCGGUCUCCCAGAGGGCUCUCAGUGGACCGGUUUACUUCUUCUGUAGUGCCUCUGCCUGCUCUCCCUCCGAGACAGAGAUGUGCAGGGCCGUGUGUCACUCGGGGGCUACAAAGCGGAGGCGCUUCAUAGAUCCCCACAUUGGCACGGAAGGAGCCCAGGACAUGGUGGGUUCUCCAGGCCUGGUAGAGUUGGGGGCUUCUCGAGGACAGAAGAGCAUCCUAACAAAAAAAGCUCCCCCCUCCGCAGAGCCCAGCGCGCCGGGUGCGUCCGUCUUCUCGCGGCCCGACGUCUUGGAGCCGCUCCCUCCAGAAGGGCCCUCCUGGAACGCGAGCCUGAAACCUUUGCUGUGGGCGAGCCUCUCCCUGGCCGUCACCACCACUUUCCUAGUGGGGGCUGCCCUCUUUGGAAGGACCCCGAAGCUUCGCAAGGGGAGCAGGGGAUGCAGAGAAGCUCAAUAAAGCAGAGUGGUGAU